UAUUCGCCCAACUUUUCCUCUACAGUCAAACAACAGGGCCCACACUCCCCCUUUUAUUUUCUCUUUUUAUCACCACUCCAUUUUUUCCACUAACCAAGAUGGCAGUCUCAAUCACUGUCCUCGCCGCCGUCAUCUCCCUCCAUCUCAUCGCCUUCGUCCUCGCCAUCGGCGCCGAGUCUCGCCGGAGCACGGCGAAAGUGGUGCCGGAUAAGUAUGAUGAGAGGAGCUAUUGUUUGUACGAUUCCGAUGCGUCGACGGCUUAUGGAUUGUCGGCGUUUGGACUGUUGUUGAUAAGCCAGACGGUUGUUAAUGGUGUUACUAAGUGUUUUUGUUGCGGUAAAGGAUUGGUUGCUGGCUCUUCUGUUACUGCUUGGACCGUCUUCUUUUAUGUCUUCUCUUGGGUAAGCUUCUUAGGAGCAGAGGCAUGCUUACUGGCAGGAUCAGCAAAAAAUGCAUACCAUACCAAGUAUCGAGGUGUCUUUCAUGUAGAUCGUGUAUCAUGUUCUACCCUUCGCAAAGGUGUGUUUGCUGCUGGGGCUGCACUGACAUUGCUAUCCAUGUUUGGAUCUAUUCUGUACUAUUGGACACAUUGCAAAGCCGAUACUGGUGGAUGGGAAAAGCACCAGAAUGAAGGACUUGGUAUGACCAGUCCUAUUUCUACAGAGAAUCAACAAUUACCUAGUCAGUAUGGAAAAGUGUAAUCAUUGCUCUAUAAACUUAAAUGUUAUUCGAAAACUUCUAGUGUUGAAAAAGUUAUUGAUCACGAUGAUGGAUUCUAUCGGGACUUUAAUUUGUUCAUAGUAUUUAUAGUAGAUAAGUAUAAAGUUCUGUUCGCACAUAAUUGUCUCUUCCUUUCUGUAUCGUUAUAUUUGAACUGAAAUGUUCAAUGUGCUUCUUUGGA
Messenger RNA from Daucus carota subsp. sativus, 901 nucleotides. RefSeq lists its product as uncharacterized. The record is from RefSeq and is a predicted model, not a curated record. NCBI's taxonomy places the organism in Eukaryota, Viridiplantae, Streptophyta, Magnoliopsida, Apiales, Apiaceae. The coding region runs from base 99 to 701 and encodes 200 amino acids. The transcript has 3 exons.